Molecule: messenger RNA, 2124 nt
Organism: Anisakis simplex (herring worm)
Lineage: Eukaryota; Metazoa; Nematoda; Chromadorea; Rhabditida; Anisakidae
Source: the annotation of a GenBank genome assembly
AUGAAGUACUGUAAUUCUCUUCUGCUGCUGCGCACUCUGACCCUAAUUUUGAGUGUUCUUCUUCUUAAAGACUAUCAUCUGCUUAUUAAAACGCUCCCAUAUCUAUGGAUUCCUACACAACAUGAAUUCACUACUUCACAAACGAGUGUCAAGCCGUCGAAACUAUCACUGAACUGGGAUGAAGUAAAUUUGUUAUCGCCACCGUUCCUUAACGAUUCAGUGCUCGAAUCUCUACGCUUGAACGAAUUGCUGGCUAAUCCUCAGUAUAAAUGUCAGAAACCAAUCCGAAUUGGCAAUGACCAAAACAGUUUUGUCGUGUGUCACGAUGAUAUGGCUGAUGCAAGAUCUGCAGUUGGAUUCAGUGAUGCGCUUCUGUUGAGCGGGUACGUUAGUGAGGAUGGAUCAUUGAUGAAGUCGUUGAAUGCGAAACGAUGGACUGUGUUCGUUCCAGAAAACUAUUCACCUCUUGACCAACUCGGCAACGUCGAUGUUGAGGUGAAUUAUUUGAUGCGAUUACGUGAUUUUGAGGACUGGGAUGUCGAUAAUAUCCUCGAUGGGAUUGAGAACAAACAUUUCGAUAGUGCAUUUCUCAACUUUUAUUCGUCGUUCAUCAGCAAACCCGAGAAUGGUGGUUUUGAUCAGUUAAUAGAGGCACCGAAAUUCGUUGAAAAGUUACUACCAUACUUGCAUACGAAGCAAAUGCAAAUUGUGGUGAAAAUCGACAAGAAGAAUGCGGAAAAUGUGAUUUUUGAGUGGUAUCGUUUGCUGUAUCGUGUAUUUUUCAAAUACAAUUUCGCAUUAAUCGAUGCUCAGUUUCGAGGAGUUUGUCUUCGACGAAUAGACGGUUGUGUGUAUCGUUUAAGUUUUAUUCAUAACAGCCAGCACAAUGUCUCACCACCUGUCUUUGGACUUGGUUCACCGAUUGAAGAAAGAAAACGUCUUAUACAGUUCAUGAAAACAGUUGAUCGACAUCAUAAUUGUACACUGGUUACUAAUGAAGAAGAUGCUAUACCUCCAUUUUGCAAGCCGUCGAAUUCUCGUGAAGCGUGUGUUAUCGUCUACAUAAGCUAUCGUAAACCGCAAUCGGCAAGGAUUCUUCAUUCUCUGGAUAGCUGCGAGGUGUUCUUUUUUUCACCACUGCAGUCCAACCUGAUAGACAACGUUUCGCUCAUGAAGAAUUUGAGCAAUAACUGUGUUGAUUAUUGCCUUUUCAUUUCAUCUUUUGUUUUAGCGAAAAAAAUGCGUGAUAGUGUUGAUUUCAGAAACGACAGCAGGAUGCAUGUUUUCAAUUUCGGUAUUUCGCCUCACAUAAAUGAAUCGAUUUCGGUUUCGGGCGUAGAUGGUGGCAACCAAUGGGAAUUGCUGAAGUUUUCUGAUGUUAUCGAAAAGUGUGGCCAAAAGGAAAUUAGUACACUUAUUCUUGAUCUAAAUGGUGGCGAAUGGAGCGUUCUUGAAGCGAUUCUGAAUUCAUCGGAACAGCUUAAACGUAUCUCUCAGAUUAGUAUGAGAAUAAGGUGGGGCUUUCUAAACGAUGCAAGCAAUAUUUUACUUAUCCUGCCUGUUUCUUGUGCAUCAGUUAUCUCUGCAAGUGCUGUGCUCGCCAUUAUAGUGUUGGCAAUCGAUUUCACCGCUCCCGUUUACCAGUUCACAAUGCUUGACGCAGAUGGAAAGGAAGUAUCACUUGAUAAAUACAGAGGCAAAGUUCUGAUGAUUGUCAACGUAGCGUCGCAGUGUGGUUUAACUAAUUCGAACUACCAUCAAAUGAAAGUUCUACUGAACAAGUACAAAGCAAAGGGCUUCGAAAUCGCCGCUUUUCCCUGCAACCAAUUCGCUGGACAAGAACCUGACAGUGAAGCACAGAUAAAGAAAUUCGUCCGUGAGACGUUCGAUUUCGAGCCAGAUUUAUAUUCAAAGAUUAACGUCAAUGGAGCUGAUGAACAUCCAUUGUACACGUAUUUAAAAAACGCACAACACGGCACAUUUAUUGAUGCAAUCAAAUGGAAUUUCACAAAGUUUUUGGUUAAUAAAAGUGGAUAUGUGAUUCAGCGAUACGCUCCGACAACGGAACCGCUGAGUAUUGAAGAAGAUAUUAAUAAGUUGCUCAACGAUCGAUCAGAUUUGUAA